AUGCCUGCUACGACAGCAUUGCUCGCUGCAUUGGCGGCGCUGGUGCCAACUACUUUGGCCCAGGCAAAUACCAGUUAUAUCGACUAUUCAACAGAACCCCAACCAAGCCUAGAUGCUCAAACCCUCGGAAGGGUCAACUACGGUUUCCCCGAUUGCACCACGGGACCCCUGAGCAACACUUUGGUGUGCGACACGUCCGCUCGCCCUCACGAUCGCGCGGCCGCGCUGGUUUCGUUGUUUACAUUCGAGGAGCUCGUGAACAGCACUGGAAACAACAUCCCUGCUAUCCCACGACUCGGACUUCCUGCCUACAAUGUAUGGGUUGAGGCCCUCCAUGGAUUGGAUCGAGGAAACUUCACCACAUUCGGCGAAUAUAGCUGGGCAACAUCCUUCCCAUCUCCAAUUCUCUCCAUGGCGGCCCUGAAUCGCACAUUGAUCAAUCAGAUUGGUGGCAUCAUCUCCACUCAGGCAAGAGCAUUCAGCAACACUGGGCGAUUUGGUCUUGACGUCUAUGCACCCAACAUCAAUUCUUUCCGCCACCCGGUGUGGGGUCGUGGCCAAGAGACACCAGGUGAAGAUGCCUACUGCCUGUGCUCGGCGUACGCAUACGAGUAUAUCACCGGUAUUCAGGGCGGCGUCGACCCAGAGCACCUCAAAAUUGUGGCUACCGCGAAGCACUAUGCUGGCUACGACAUUGAAAAUUGGGGCAACCAUUCCCGUCUUGGGAAUGACAUGAGCAUCACUCAGCAAGAUCUGGCCGAGUAUUUCACACCUCAAUUCAGGACGGCGGUCCGAGAUGCCCGAGUACACAGUGUGAUGUCCUCGUACAAUUCUGUCAACGGCGUUCCCAGCUCUGCCAAUACCUUCCUCCUCCAAACUUUGCUUCGUGAUACCUGGGAUUUCGUCGAGGACGGAUAUGUCUCGUCUGACUGCGAUGCUGUCUACAAUGUCUUCAACCCCCAUGAGUAUGCGGCAAACAUUUCGAGCGCUGCGGCCGAUUCAAUGCGUGCUGGCACGGACAUUGAUUGUGGAACGUCCUACCAGCGUCACUUGAAUGAGUCCUUCUUCCAGGCCGAGAUCUCUCGCAGUGAGAUUGAGCGUGGUGUUAUCAGACUUUACUCCAACCUCGCCAGUCUCGGAUACUUUGAUGGUAACAAUAGCCAAUAUCGCGACCUCACGUGGUCCGAUGUCGUUGCUACCGAUGCAUGGAAUAUCUCGUACGAAGCCGCGGUGGAGGGUAUUGUCCUUCUCAAGAACGACGGCACUCUGCCUCUUUCCAAGAAAAUCAACAGCGUGGCCUUGAUCGGCCCCUGGGCUAAUGCCACCAAACAGAUGCAGGGCAACUAUUUCGGAGCCGCUCCGUAUCUCACCAGUCCCUUGGAUGCACUCAAGGCCUCAAAGUUGGACGUUACCUACGCGCUUGGCACAAACAUUUCCUCCACCUCGACCGAUGGGUUUGCUGAUGCAGUCUCUGCAGCCAAGAAAUCCGAUGUGAUCAUUUUCGCUGGUGGAAUUGACAACACAAUCGAGGCGGAGGGAAUGGACAGAGAGAACAUUGCAUGGCCGGGUAAUCAGCUUCAGCUCAUCAAAGAGCUGAGUGGUCUCGGAAAGCCGGUAGUCGUGCUUCAGAUGGGUGGUGGCCAGGUUGACUCGUCCUCACUGAAGACCAACAAGAACGUCAACGCGCUCAUUUGGGGCGGCUAUCCCGGUCAAUCUGGUGGACAGGCGCUUUUGGAUAUCAUCACUGGAAAGCGUGCUCCUGCGGGUCGCUUGACAACCACGCAAUAUCCAGCUGAGUAUGCGCUGCAGUUCCCUGCCAUAGAUAUGACAAUGCGACCUAGCGGCAGCAACCCAGGACAGACGUACAUGUGGUAUACAGGAACCCCAGUCUAUGAGUUUGGGCAUGGUCUCUUCUAUACCACUUUCAAGACAUCGCUGUCUCAAGCCAAAGGAAGUGGGAACUCCUUUGACAUUGUCGACCUUCUGACCCGAUCUCACGAUGGGUACAAUGUGAUCGAGCAGCUUCCGUUCCUCAACUUCACUGUCAGCGUCACUAACACUGGGGAUGUCGUUUCGGACUACACGGCAAUGCUGUUUGCUAACACAAAUGCCGGCCCUCAACCAUAUCCCAAUAAGUGGCUGGUGGGCUUCGACCGUCUCGGUUCCAUCAAGCCACAUGCCUCCCAAACGAUGACAAUCCCCAUCUCUCUUGACAAUGUCGCUCGCACGGACUCGCUAGGCAACCGGGUUGUCUAUCCGGGCAAGUAUGAGUUGGCUUUGAACAAUGAGCGCUCGGCAGUUCUGGCCUUCACAUUGACCGGUGAUGAGACUGUUAUCUCUAAGUGGCCGCUCGAUGAGCAGCAGAUCCCGCCGGCUUGA
Penicillium daleae is the source of this 2379-nucleotide messenger RNA. It is a transcript of the gene xlnD, whose product is annotated as beta-xylosidase XylA. Gene Ontology annotation, biological process: arabinan catabolic process; xylan catabolic process. The record is from RefSeq and is a predicted model, not a curated record. Gene Ontology annotation, cellular component: plant-type cell wall. The transcript has a single exon. Lineage: Eukaryota; Fungi; Ascomycota; Eurotiomycetes; Eurotiales; Aspergillaceae. Gene Ontology annotation, molecular function: alpha-L-arabinofuranosidase activity; xylan 1,4-beta-xylosidase activity. The coding region runs from base 1 to 2379 and encodes 792 amino acids.